Trichosurus vulpecula (common brushtail) is the source of this 3664-nucleotide messenger RNA. It is a transcript of the gene KCNJ11, whose product is annotated as potassium inwardly rectifying channel subfamily J member 11. Gene Ontology annotation, molecular function: ATP-activated inward rectifier potassium channel activity. Gene Ontology annotation, cellular component: plasma membrane. Gene Ontology annotation, biological process: regulation of monoatomic ion transmembrane transport; potassium ion import across plasma membrane. Bases 1272 to 2474 code for a protein of 400 amino acids. The transcript has a single exon. The record is from RefSeq and is a predicted model, not a curated record. Lineage: Eukaryota; Metazoa; Chordata; Mammalia; Diprotodontia; Phalangeridae.
CCGAUCUCGCCCUUCUGUCCUGAGCCUGCGCCGAUGCUCCUGCCGCUGCUGCCUUCAUCUCCGACCCUCCCUCCCCACAGCACUACACAGCUCCUAUUCCCACGCCUGUCCCUACCUCCCCCACCCCCAUCACCUCCAGCCUCCUGAGCUCUUACCUCACCCAGCCUCGUUCCCAUCCCCCAGCCGCACCAACCUCCCUGUUCCCCUCCUCAUCACCCCAGCUUUCUGCAUCUCCCACCCCCUUAGCCUUCCAUCCCCACUGUUGCCUCUUAUAUUCCCCCCCAGCCUGCCGCAAUUCCUCUCUUUCCCAUCCCACCCACUCCGUUAGCUUCCCUCAGUUCCUACCUUUCUUUCCCGUUCUUCACCCCACCCCCAGCCUCCCUCUGCUCUAGGCCCCCACCGCCACCCUACCUCCCACUCCCCUGAACCCUCCUACCCUCAGUACAACCCCAACCAAUUUUCUCCCCUACUCUACCGUGCCUUAUCUCAUCUCGGCAGGGUUCCCAGCUUUCCACCUCCCUCCCGGAGCUGGAACCCAAGCCGAGGUGGCAGGGGACGCUGGACAGAGAGACAGACUGACAAGCCUGGACACGGGACUGGGCCUGGCACCGGCGCGGAGGGCGGGAUUAGGGAGCUGCGGCCCGGACUAGAGGAACAGCAGCAGGUGCUGAGCUCAAGGAGGGGGAAAGGAGGAGCCCUGAGCUGGAAGGGGCGGGCGCUGAGCUGGGGUGGUGGUUGGAGAAAAGAGGGAGGAAGAGGUUGGAGUCCCCAGACCCUGUGGAGAGAGGCACUGGACGCAACCAGAGGGCUUCCGGUGAAGGUGGCAAGGGAGGGGGUGGGGGGCUGGGACUAGUGGGAAGGUGAGAGAAAUAGAGAGAGUUAGGGUUGCAGGAGGCUGGGCCUGAGCUGUGGGAUGGGGAGAGUGGCUAGGGUCAGUAGGUAAGGGGAUAGGUUCAGCGGGUGAGGCUGGGGGUUAUUGAUAUGGGACAAUGGAGAGGCUCAGGAAAUGAUUGGGGCAAGAGCAGCCUGUGGGAGGAGAGCUGAUGGCCAUAACAUCGGGAAAUGGGGAAGUGAACUAGGGGCUUUGGGAGCAAGAGGUAAGGAAGGUGGGGAAUUGCCUGUUGGACUACAUGACUGCUUUCCAACUCUGACUUGGGGUGGAGGGGGUGACAAGAUCAGAAGGUGGGUCUGCUUUGGGGAUUGAGAGGCCAGAUAGGGCUAGGCUGAUAGGACCCCCCCCCCAUGGGGGAGGCCUAGGGAGGGCCUGAGCCAUGCUGUCCCGAAAGGGAAUCAUCCCUGAGGAGUAUGUACUGACUCGGCUAGCAGAGGAUCCAGCAGAGCCCAGGUACCAUGCCCGGGAGAGGAGAGCCCGCUUUGUGGCCAAGAAUGGCAACUGCAAUGUAGCCCACAAGAACAUCCGGGAACAGGGUCGCUUCCUUCAGGAUGUCUUCACCACCCUGGUGGACCUCAAGUGGCACCACACGCUGCUCAUCUUCACCAUGUCCUUCCUCUGCAGCUGGCUACUCUUUGCCAUGGCCUGGUGGCUCAUUGCUUUUGCUCAUGGUGACCUGGACCACAGCACCAGAACUGAAGCUGGGGAUAAUGAUGCCACCUUCAUACCCUGUGUCACCAGCAUUCACUCCUUCGCUUCUGCCUUCCUUUUCUCCAUCGAGGUACAGGUGACAAUUGGCUUUGGGGGUCGCAUGGUGACUGAGGAGUGUCCACUGGCUGUCCUAGUGCUGAUUGUGCAGAACAUCGUUGGGCUCAUGGUCAAUGCCAUCAUGUUGGGCUGCAUCUUCAUGAAGACAGCCCAAGCCCACCGCCGGGCCGAGACACUCAUCUUCAGCAAGCAUGCGGUCAUUGCCAUGCGCCACGGCCGCCUCUGUUUCAUGCUCCGAGUAGGUGACCUCCGGAAGAGUAUGAUCAUCAGUGCCACCAUCCGCAUGCAGGUGGUCCGGAAGACCACCAGCCCUGAAGGCGAGGUUGUACCCUUGCACCAGGUGGACAUCCCUAUGGAGAACGGUGUGGGUGGCAACAGCAUCUUCCUGGUGGCUCCGCUUAUUAUCUACCAUGUCAUUGAUGCCAAUAGUCCCCUGUAUGACCUCGCCCCCACUGACCUGCAUCACCAUCAGGACCUGGAGGUGAUUGUGAUAUUGGAAGGUGUGGUGGAGACCACGGGCAUCACUACACAGGCCCGAACCUCCUACCUUGCGGAUGAGAUCCUCUGGGGCCAGCGCUUUGUUCCCAUUGUGGCCGAGGAGGAUGGCCGCUACUCAGUGGACUACUCUAAGUUUGGCAAUACUGUUAAGGUGCCCACACCUGCCUGCACUGCCCGCCAGCUGGAGGAGGACCGAACUCUCCUGGACUCCCUCCCUCUCGCCUCUCCCAAAGGGCCCCUCCGAAAGAGGAGCCUGGCUUCAGCCAAGCCCAAAGCCAAGCCCAAGUUCAGCAUCUCCCUUGAUGCCUUGUCCUGAGGCCUGCCUUCACUAUGUGGGCCAGCUCAAACUCCCCAGCCUUUCCUCCCUCCCAAUACUGCCAUAUUUGAGUCCUUAGGGUAGAGACCUAAUCCAUCAACCCUGCAUGAAGGAGGUGGGGAAUGGCCUUUGGUCCAGCAGAGCCCUCUGUUUAUUUACUGAGCUGCUAGGAGCUGGCAGUGAUUUCAGGGCUUCCGUGUCUCCUGACUAUUGCUCAGGGGUGUUAUGGGGUAUUUAUCACUGAGCUAUUUAUGGGCUCACCAGGUCUCAGCUGCAUUCAGCUAUUUUUGUCUCUGCUCUUCCAAGCACUAACACAGGACUGGCUCAGCCCCCCUCAGGAGGCAAAGGAGACCUAGCCUGGGCUGGGGGAAGGGAGGUUUGGGACAAAUGCCCUAGUCUGAGAGUUGGGGUUCAGAGUCCAAUAUAAGAGCACUGACCUAUGAACCAGCAAUCAGCCUAGUCCUGAGGCAGGUGGGUGCAGCUUCCAAAAUACCAUCUUCUCUGUCCCUCUCAAUAUCUCAUCCCCCAGCACCAGCACCACCAACUAAGAUUGCAUAACCUUUCUUUCUCUGUCCCCAUAAUUUCCCAUCUCUGGGGGAAGUAGGGCCCUGAGCCAACCACAGAAUGGAAGUCUAUAUCAGAGCCAGGGUGGAGGACAGCCAAGCAAGGAAGGGAAGGAUGAAAGUCUCCCGAUAGAGUCCAAGGCCAGACAGUCAUAGCCUCCUCCACCAAUACUCCCUCUCCCAAAAGCUGCAGAUAGUACUUGGCUCUGGGGACAAUAGACUAACUUUGGGAGGAGGGUUCCAGGGUUUCUGAGGAUGAGAAGAGUUUGUCACUGCACUGUCAGACACAGCCACAGAAAGGGCCCUAGGUGUGAGGCAGAGGGAGAGCACAUGGGAAAACAGUCUCCCCAAGCACGGUUGCAAUGGGUGCUGGAUGCUAUAGGAGAAGGGAAUACAUACUGGCUUGGGAGCAGGGGAGGGGAGUGUAUUUCUAUAGGCAUUUGAUGGCUCAGGAUGAGCAUCAUUCUUGGAGUUAAAGUGAAGUAUGAUCCUGAGCAAUCUUCAAUCUCGAUGCUGUUACCAUGAACAGGGGAUGUGCUGAAGAAGGAACAGACUAUGCUGUGUGUGCUUUCCCAGACCUGUGCCAUCUCUGGUUUGUAAAUAAAACCUCUCCCUCUUAUAUCCUUA